CACAGCCAUAAAGAGGGCCAUCUCAUCAGGCUCCAGCCGAAGGGAGCCUAGUUUCUCACUGAAGUCGAACAUUGCGUCCAGCAGAGAGCCCAUGCCCAAGGUCCGCAGGGUGGACAGGGGGAAGUGUGCUGCAGUCCUCCUCGAGGUCACUAGAGGGAGUCACCGCGCCAGAAAUCGUCACGCACGGUAGCUCCCAUCAACGCCCCUGCCCGAGCUGCGGGACACGGUGUCGGACUGGCAACAAACGAAGGGAAACUUCGGCGUGUCAUCCACUAUUUAGGUUUUCAAACUUCUGCGGGACCGCGCUCGAGUUUGGAGCGGAGGCUUCUUCCAGGCGAAGAAGAAGAAGAAGAAGAAGGAAAAGAAGAGGAGGAAGAAGAAGAAGAAGAAGCUCUGCUCAUCAGUCCGCUCCGUCAGCUACUCCAUCUGUCCGUCUGCCUCAUCCACACCAGAGCCGAAAAUUGGAGGACUCUUCUAAAGUGGAGCCCAGCCUUCCCUCAGUAAACCCCCAUCAUUGCCCAUCCAGUCCCCACAUCCCGAGAGGCUUCAAAAGGACACUUCUUUCAGCUCUUCCAAGGAUUUCCAGGUGUAGUGAGAACUGCUGCCUUCACCCAGUGGCCUGCCGCAGACCCCUGGGUGUGCUCCGUCGCCAUGGCUACCAACAGGGAACAGCAGGUGGGUCACAUGACCGGCUUCCCACCUGCUGUCUACCCGUUCGCCUUCAACUCCAUGAGAAGCCACUCCCCGUUCGACCUGCUGGCCAACAGUAGCCUGUUUGGGAGAUUUGGUGCCGACCUGCCCAAAGAGAUGGCCGCUCUCUCGGUGGAGACCCAGAGCACCAGCUCAGAGGAGAUGGUACCCAGUUCUCCGUCUCCACCUCCCCCACCUCGGGUCUACAAACCAUGUUUUGUGUGCCAGGACAAGUCCUCAGGGUACCACUACGGUGUCAGCUCCUGUGAGGGCUGCAAGGGCUUCUUCCGCCGCAGUAUCCAGAAGAACAUGGUGUACACCUGCCACAGAGACAAGAACUGUCAGAUUAACAAGGUCACACGCAACCGCUGCCAGUACUGCAGGCUGCAGAAGUGCUUCGAGGUCGGCAUGUCCAAGGAAGCGGUGCGCAAUGACAGAAACAAGAAGAAGAAGGAUGUGAAGGAGGAGGUGGUGCUUCCAGAAAGCUAUGAGCUAAGUGGAGAGCUUGAGGAGUUGGUCAACAAAGUCAGCAAAGCUCACCAAGAAACCUUCCCAUCACUUUGCCAAUUGGGCAAAUACACCACCAACUCCAGCUCAGACACCCGUGUCCAGCUGGAUCUGGGUUUAUGGGACAAGUUCAGUGAGCUUUCCACCAAAUGCAUCAUCAAGAUUGUGGAAUUCGCCAAGCGGCUGCCAGGUUUCACCACCCUCACCAUCGCUGACCAGAUCACUCUACUGAAGUCGGCCUGCCUGGACAUUUUGAUGCUGAGGAUCUGCACACGCUACACCCCAGAACAGGACACUAUGACCUUCUCAGAUGGCCUGACGCUGAACCGGACUCAGAUGCACAACGCCGGCUUUGGACCACUCACGGACCUGGUGUUCGCCUUUGCCGGUCAGCUUCUACCGCUAGAGAUGGACGACACAGAAACUGGCCUCCUCAGCGCCAUCUGCCUCAUCUGUGGAGACCGUAUGGAUCUCGAGGAGCCCCAGAAAGUGGAUAAGCUGCAAGAGCCUCUGCUGGAGGCUCUGAAGAUUUAUGCCCGCCGCCGUCGCCCCAACAAACCUCACAUGUUCCCCCGCAUGCUGAUGAAGAUCACCGACCUCAGGGGCAUCAGCACUAAGGGAGCGGAGAGAGCCAUCACUCUGAAGAUGGAGAUCCCAGGGCCGAUGCCUCCAUUGAUCAGGGAGAUGCUCGAGAACCCAGAGGCCUUCGAAGACCAAACGGAGUCCAACGACAGCCCGCCGCCUCCACCGCCGCCGCCACCUCCGCCCCCAGCCCUCGUCCUGAAGCAGGAGGCUGAGGACGAGGAGGACAGCUGGGCCACAGAGAACGGCAGCGAGCCCUCGCCAGAGGAGGAGGACGAAGACGACGACGACGACGUGGGGGAUGAAGAGCGAGACAGGGGCUCGGACAGUGACGGGGAGCCCUGGGGGGUUCUGGAUGCCAUAGAUGGGUCGAGGAAAGGCCUUGUUGGGAGGGCGCAGUGAACAGAGCGCUUCAUACAAACACAUGCUCACACACAUACACGUUCAAACAUACACAUACAUUGAGACGUACAAGACAACCUCACUCACUCUCCCACCUCAAUAAAAUGCUGGCCUUCCCUCCCCCCCUUCUCUCCUCAAUGCACAUCACUGUGUCCUCCACCGCGGAGCACAGCAGAGCCUUAUGUGUACAGACACUUUCUAACUCAGGCCACAUGGUCCAUGACAAGUGAACUACAGAAGAGUUAAAGGAGAGAUGACAGUAAAAACCAUAUGAACUCCUGACAAGAGGGACGCUAAAGUGACAAACAGAACAUAACCUCUUUCAGAAAGCUAAAAGUAUCUUCUUUUUUUUUUCUCCCACUAUUGUUGUCUAUAUCUAAAUAGGGGAACAGCCAAACCAGACACCAGAACUGAGCAGUUUGAUUCUGAUGGAUUACAACAAGCACAUUUCUCAAAAGACGAGUACAGGGCAAAACCAAAUCGCGUAUGCUUAUCUUUUGUUUUUGUGGUUAUUGAAUAUUGUUUUUUCUUUUUUUUUUUUUUUCAAUUUAUGAAUAAGUCCAUACAUAUCUAUAUACCAUUAUAUUUUUGUCUUUAUUUGUUAUUCUGGUUUUAUAUAUGAAUCCUUGUAGACGAGUUCUUUUUCUUUGAAGAGCUUUCCUGAGAAGAUAUUCAGAGGGAAAGAAGGGUAUUCAGAACUGGCUGGGUCUUCCUUAGCAGCUACAUAAUGCUUCGCUGGGGCUUUUUUUUGUUUUUGUUUUUCUUUGGGCACUUUGGCUCACUGUGGAUGUCAAUGAUAAUCAACCCAGAGGACUAUUGUUAUGUUGCAGUGACUCAAUCAGUUUCUGUUAUCAGGGAAUUGGCAUUAUUCUCUUUUGCUCUCUGUCAAAGCGGAAAGUAAGCAUCUUUGUGCCAAAGUUAGAAGAACUCAUCUUUGGAGCAUGAGUUUGACUACUGGCAGGGACUCACAGCAGAGCGCUAACACAUGCACUAACACGCACACACACACACACACACACACACAUACACUCACACUUCUUUCACUCUACCCUCAGCUGAAGCAGAUGUGCCGACCUGGUAUCGAGUGCCUGGACAGAGAUUUACACUUCACACCGUACAUGUAGCACUUUCGUGACCCUCUAUUCAAGUGAGACACAUCACGUCAGCUGAGCGUAGAGUCACUGGCUGUGAGCUUGUAUCUCUAAAACAUCAAUAUGUAGAAUACAAUCAACCUUAGAGCACUCCCUGGUGAUGUCAGUAGACAAACACACUUUCAGCAUCCGCUCAUAGUGGCAACAUUAUGCAUCAACAAACGAUCAAAGACAUAUGCAACUCAAAAGCAGGAAUCCUUAUGGAAGACAUUUUGAAUUCAGACUCAGGGCUUUUCAGUAAGGACCAAACCUCUAGCUGCUCUCAGGCACGCUAGAAACAGGCAAUAUUUAUGUGUGUGUUAUUCUUGACUCCAUUUUGAUCAGCUCAAACACCCCUCUGCGUGUACAUAGAAGGUGACAAGUCUGAAAAACAGCAUGGAUGCCAGUCAGACUCUGCCAGAGGGGGACAAAUCAUCAUCAUCAUCACCGUUGUCGCUGCCCCACCUUUGCUCAUGCUGGCAUCCAUGCAGCAAACUGCCUUCCUCAUCCCAAAAGCCAUUAUAUCAUCUUGUCUUCUUGUGUGUACAUCCUCGCCUCUCUUUAUAGGAGCCGCGGGGGAUUAUGUGUUCUCAUGUAUCAUUUCUUUAUUGCCAAAAUGUCUCUGUUGGCGAUCAGCUGCGAGGACGCGGCUGAUGUACAGUACAGAGGUUUAAUUUUCUGUCUCUCUUUGAAGCAAUAUGAACAUUCAGUCUGUAGCGGUGAGAGGUCCCAUCUUCUGAAUAUGGGCAGGUCUCCUCAUUUUGAGUCGUGCGUGCGUGUGUGCGGGAAUGUGCGCGUGAGUGCUUUAAACAUGUUUUCAGUCAUUGGGUGAAUGUCCUCGGCAUGGUGCUGUCAUACAACAAACACUUGUGUGAUGACCUCAUCCCUUCAAUCUCUGCUGGGCUGUCAUGAUGUUAAUGAUGGUGACGCAGGCAGAACAUUGAGAUUAUGUUGUUUUAAUGUUUUUUUUGUUUUGUUUUUUCAACAUGGCCAAGGUGUUGUCUACCCUCUGUUUAUGUCAACUCUUGUCAUACAAAGAAAAGCCAUAUAAACAGUAAGAGGCACAAUAAACUACUUUUGUGAGAUCA
This is a messenger RNA of Acanthopagrus latus (yellowfin seabream), 4399 nucleotides long. RefSeq names its product retinoic acid receptor gamma a (gene rarga). The transcript has 12 exons. The record is from RefSeq and is a predicted model, not a curated record. Gene Ontology annotation, cellular component: nucleus; transcription regulator complex. Gene Ontology annotation, molecular function: RNA polymerase II cis-regulatory region sequence-specific DNA binding; zinc ion binding; nuclear receptor activity. Gene Ontology annotation, biological process: retinoic acid receptor signaling pathway; regulation of transcription by RNA polymerase II; cellular response to corticotropin-releasing hormone stimulus. Bases 652 to 2181 code for a protein of 509 amino acids. Lineage: Eukaryota; Metazoa; Chordata; Actinopteri; Spariformes; Sparidae.